GCCACUUCCGGCCCCGCCCCGCGGAAGCGCUGUGGGCUGUGGUGAUGGUGUGGUGCGGAGCGGUGCUGUGGCGGCGGCUGCUCAGGAAGCGCUGGGUCCUCGGCGUCGUCUUCGGGCUCUCCCUCGUCUAUUUCCUCAGCAGCACCCUCAAGCGGGAAGAACGGACAGUGAGAGAUCGGAAUCUCCUCCAAGUGCAAGAACAUGAGCAGCCAAUCGUGUGGAAGGUGAAGUUCAGUUCGGGAAACAGCAGUCAGCUGAGUAACCAGUGCAGGAACUCUGUGCAGGGGAAGCUCCUCAUUACGGAUGAACUGGGCUACAUCUGUGAGAGAAAGGACCUGUUGGUGAAUGGCUGUUGCAAUGUCAACGUGGCCAGUACGAAGCUGUACAGCUGCGAGAGCUGCCUUCCCAACGGCUGCUGCAGCGUCUACGAGUACUGUGUUUCCUGCUGCCUGCAGCCCAGUAAGCAACAUCUUCUGGAACGUUUCUUGAACCGAGCAGCUAUAGCUUUCCAAAACCUCUUCAUGGCAGUGGAAGAUCGCUUUGAGUUGUGUCUGGCAAAAUGUAGGACUUCAUCACAGAGCGUGCAGCAUGAAAACACCUAUAGAGACCCAAUUGCAAAAUACUGCUAUGGCGAAUAUCCCCCAGAACUUCUGCCUGUUUGAAAGCUGUAUGUUCUAAACAACAAAGGGAAGGAACUGGAGACAAGAAUCCAAAAGAGCAAGACAAGAGCUGUUGCUUAAGAAGAGCCACAGUGUAAAUGGCUUGUGGCGUUUCUGGGAACGAACACGGAGGUGUACAGUGUAAGCGAGAGAAUUAAGUUCUCUGGGACUGUAUCUUGCGUUUUUCAGUUUGUUACACAUCUGCUUUCAAGUACUAGAGUACUAGUGCUUUCUUGGAAUACCUUGUUUACAUUUUAGGAAUCGUGGAGUCGAUCUAGGCUAUAAAACAUCAUAGGAAAAAUACCUAAUGAGGCUUUGCAGCUGUACAUGGAGGUUCAGUUGUGUCUCUGCAGUCCAGCGGCUUUCUAGAGUGAUGGUAAAUUGGAGGAUUUUAGCUUUUAGAGUGUAAAGCAUGUCUGUUGUGCUUCUCUCUCUGGAGCACUUCUUGACAUGCAUGGUAAUUAUGAAUUAUUUAUUCAUUUUAUAUGGAUUACUAGCUGAAAGUAUUGAUGCUUUGCAUAGCUUGUUGAUGCUUUUCAGUCCUUGUUUUAUUAUGUCAAAUAGAAAGGAUAUUUUAGAUCCUCACUAAAAUUGAUCGGGUUUUUUUUCCUCCUUAGUCUAAAGGAAUUGUAUUGGGAUCCAUCACUACAGUGCUUAUGUUCUUCAUGGUAAGUUUAAAGCAUUCAGAACUCCAAUGGAGUUGUUCCUCUGUCCAAGUCCUGUUGCGCAAGAGAAGAGCAGGGAUCUGCCAAGGAUGGGGUGUUUACUGUCUGUAAACACUUCCCUUGUUACUCUGCAACAGUUUCCUCAAAGAGGAGUCUUAGUCGUGUGAACGGCUCCCUGCUAGUCCACUUUCUGGCAGGGAACACUGAAGGUUUGUCUGCUUGAACUUGUUCAGGCCUUGGCAAUUCAAAUGGACUUCACUCCUAGUUGUGCAGGAGGCCAAAGGGUGGGGUUGUGCUAGGAUUUCAGUUUAAUGAUGUCCUUGUGCAUGAAGGAAUUAGAAUGUCAGAAGCAUUAGAAUGGCACAAGCUCUCCUCUGAGGACCGCUGUGUUGCAUGAGUUCAAUUAAACAACCAUGGUGUUUUUGAUUUGCGGUUUGAUACACUUGCUACUCUGGAACUUCGGUCUGAUCAGAAUAGCACUAGAAUAGGGUCAGUUCUCCCACAAUUUCUCUUAGCUCUCUAAAGCUGCUAUUUAAAAUGCCUCCCUCUUAAGGCCACACAACACAGAAAAGAUAAGUAGAGAACCUGUAAAAUGCUGAAUAAAUUUGUUCUCUCACUGCAAGUCCCCGAAUGAAUCCAAGUGCUAGAAAAAUUGGGCUAUUUUUUUAUAUGGAGAACCUCAUUUUUCUUGUUUUUACCCCAUCCGUCUCCUCCAUGACUUUGACUUUGUGUGUGCUUGUUUAAACUGACACUUCCUAUUCCCUUACAGAAAUAAAACAAUCUACAGAGGCUUUAAAAAAAAAAAAAAGCACUGGUGGAGUAUCCUGGUGCAAAAGAUCUGUAGAAUGUUGUUGCAAUUACAUGUGAUGUAAACAAGAAGUAGUGUUGCCACUCAUCUGAUAAAAUCCACUUGCGUUGUUUUCAUUGUUCUUUCCCAGAAGUCAUCAAGUGAGAUAAUGGUUCCGUCAGCAGAUUCUCUUGAAAAUCUUGUUUUUCCAAAACCUUAAAAGCUUUAGCACUAGCAGUGUACCGAGCUGAAAAUCUCUCCCCUUUGCUGCCAUCCUAUGGCAACUUGCUGCAGCAGACAGGUGAUGGUGUGGAGAGGCAGUGUGAAAUGCUGUCUUCACAGGGUAAGAGAGGUUACUUCUCGGUGUUAAACAAAGUCUUCAACCGUGUUCAGUUCUUCCUGACUGUUUUCCUCAGGGAAGGCCAUCAGACUGCUCUGUUAUCUCGUUCCCGCUGAGAUGUAUUCGAGCACUUCAUGGUUUUGCACCAUGACUGAUGAGGUCAAGAUACUGAUGACUUAGUCUUGCUCUCUCAUCCAACGUGGUAUUAAUUCCUUAGUAGGUCUUACAACCUCUUGAAAUGGUAAUUGUAAAAAACCAAAUUUGGACAACAUUAGUGGGAAUUCCGGGCCCCUUUCUCUCCUAGAAAAAACAGGAUGUGAUCAGAAGUGCAUUGUGACGGUUGUCCAUUCAGUGGGACUGAAACUGCAUCCACCCUCCCUCGUUGUUGAGCUGUUCAAUGAGUGACUGUUCUGUAUGUUAAAUCAUUAAAAACGUAUCUGUGUUCCAAAAUACUGCUUGUUUGUGUGUCUUCCCUUGAACUACAAGGCAACUGUACCAAAAUGUGAGUUUGAAGAAUGCAGUGAAGAGGGACGCUAAUUUGAAUAUGUUUAAUAAAGGCAAGCAAAUAGAGGCAAAAAGGAAACCUAUUUCAUUUCAGCUUAAGAAAAGAGCAUGCUUUUUUUGGUGGUGCACAUAGAGGAUUGAGCAGGGAAAGGAAGGCAAUGAUUGUUUCAUGUUGUGAAGAUACAGUGAGAAAAGUCAAAUCUGUGCUUUCUGGUAAUAUGUCUGUGUUGUUUAAGUGAUGUCCAUCCCUCUUGCAAAAAAGCCUGAUGAUUCUGUGGUUGUCAGUGGCUGUCUAACAUCUUUCUGUUUGUCAGCUAAGAGACUUGGGUUGUUGACUUGUGUUUGGCAACAGAUUUAAUGGCAGUGCUUGAUGGAGCAACCAGCUCUGCUUCUCUGCACUGAGGUCAGUGCUGGGGAUAAUUGAAUGUGUCGUGUACUCCUUGAUUUCUGUGGUUUACCCGAAUAUUAAUGCUAGUGAGAAAUGGCAGGAGCUGAUAUCUAAUGAGGAACAGGUAUAGUAUUUGGUUGUACCAAUUUAGAAACAGUAAUUUAUGGCAGAAGGGCAAAGCAGUAAAUGCCAUCUUCAGUGAGUUUAAACUUGAGCCAUUGGCUUUGGAAGAACCUGCUGUACUGCUCUACUGGGAUGAAAUGGAUAAGUGGAUAAAAACUGUUAUUGUGAUGGGCUGGAGUUCUGAAAAGGCAAAAAGCUUCUGGCUGGAGGCCAGCACUAAACAGUUGAUGAGCUGGGAUCAUGGUCUCUGUAUUCUCAAGAUCUCACUCGUUGCAGUGGCAAUUCUUUUCUCUGUCUCCUGUUUAUGUUCAGGCUCUAAUUGCAUGGUGAACUUUUUAACAAACUGGUAGGAUUCAAAUUUGGAAUAUAAAGCACUAAGCGCAGCACAUCCUGAACAUGAGUCUUCAUUCUGAUGUGCUUUUGAAAAGCAAAUGCCUUUUUGACUUCCCUUGUCAUUUAGCUGGACAGGCUUGAGCUCUAGGAUUUGUUCUGUCUUGUGCUAGUCACUUAAGCUGCAAAGACGCUAGAUCCUUUAACCUAGCACCAUAAUGUGGUAUUUGUUCUUCAGUUAUUCUAGUCAAGGAGAGCUGGGGGAGGAGGUGAAAAGGAAUUUUCUAAGUCAGCAAGUUCCACAAAAGAUGGAGUUCAGCGAAUUAUUGUUGGUUUAUAAGAGCCCUCUGCAUUUCUUUAUGACCUGAGGCAAACAACUAACUAUAUGCAGAGAGGGAAAAAUGCCAACUUUGAAACCUGCAGGGAAUGAUGGGUAAGUACUUAGUUCUUAAUUUCUGAUCCGUGUCUAAUUAAACAGGCCGUUCUAUCCAAUAUUUUGGGUCAAAUAAGGCGGACUUGUAGCAACACGCCUAUUGUCUGUGUGUUGUUUUCCAUUUUCAAGGCAGUCUCAUGGCCACAGAUACUUGUUAGAAAUCAUGGUCUUUAGUAGAUUAGACGUAUAGAUCUUAAACGAGAAUUCUCAGGAUGCCUUCAGAUUGAAGCAUGUUUGUUGCUGUGGUCUGCUGUUUUGCCUGUGGUAAAAUAACACAAAGUUGCAGAGUGGAGAAAAUUAAGAAAUUAAUUCUGGCUGAAAAGCUUGCCUGGUGGAAGCUUUUCUAAUAUGUAUUUCAAUUAAGCAGCUAGAAGGCCACAAGCUAUAGCUGCAAAUGGAAUGGGAGGCAAGUGUCAGGUUUUCUAGAGAUGAGGUAACAGUACAAACAAAUAAAUUGUAAACACUUGAAAUGAGGACUAGCACCUGAUUACUUGCUUAUUUUAUAA
This is a messenger RNA of Cuculus canorus (common cuckoo), 4735 nucleotides long. It is a transcript of the gene SPRING1, whose product is annotated as SREBF pathway regulator in golgi 1. The record is from RefSeq and is a predicted model, not a curated record. Lineage: Eukaryota; Metazoa; Chordata; Aves; Cuculiformes; Cuculidae. Gene Ontology annotation, biological process: positive regulation of SREBP signaling pathway. Bases 45 to 662 code for a protein of 205 amino acids. The transcript has 5 exons.